AUGGCUUCUCCCGAGCUGGCCAUCACCAAGGCGACGCUGUCGGCCACGCUCUUUCGCGCCGACCCGACGUCGCUGAACCGCGCCGCGGUCGAUUCCUUCUUCACGCUGCUAGACGACGCCAUCAUCCAGUGCUCCCGCCAGAACGUUCAGAAAUGCAAGGCUUGGAUAGUCGACAACGUGGUCCCAUCCGCCGCGCGCUGCACAGCCUUGGGCAAGUUCUGGGCCGUCCUGUCAAAGAAUCUGGCCGCGGAGAGUGACGGGAAGAAGCGCCGCAGCGCCAAGAGACGGAGGCUGCACCUCCUCUACAUUGUCAAUGAUGUCCUUUAUCACGAGGUUGUGCGCCAGAGCAACCGCAAGCUUGGAGAGACGUGGGCUGGGGUUUUGCCUGCCAUGAUUGGGAAUGCGGCGGCUUUCGACAAUUGCCCCAAGCAUAAGAGCAAACUCAAGGGUCUGAUUGAUUUGUGGGAGGAGAAGGGGUACUUUACGCCAGAGGUAGUUGGGCAGCUCCGCACAGCUCUCGCAAACGGCUCUGCUGAGAUUACGGCUGUCAAUCUUGAGCUUUCGGAGAGCUCUCUAAAACUCGCCAAGGACGCGCCGUAUACUCUACCCUCCUUCCAUGGCGAUGCUUCCAUCCCAUGGCCCAUGAUCCCCGAUCAAAUCCGCCCCAUUCAACUCGCGGCAGGGCCUGCGGAGAAGCGAGUCGUGGAUGCUGUCAAGAUGCUGCUGAAAGACGCAGACUACAUCUACGCUAAAAAGACCGAGCCGAGCGACGACCUACAGACGGGGUUCAGCGAACUAGGCGAACGUAUCAUCGUGGACGAAAUUACGGGCGAGGUGAUUGGAGGGAAGAGUUACUACGGCUGGUCUCGCCAGUUCUUCCGCAUCGAGAUCACGACCGAGAUCAAGAUCAAGCAGCUACUCUAG
Trichoderma gamsii is the source of this 924-nucleotide messenger RNA. RefSeq lists its product as hypothetical. Lineage: Eukaryota; Fungi; Ascomycota; Sordariomycetes; Hypocreales; Hypocreaceae. Gene Ontology annotation, biological process: intracellular calcium ion homeostasis. Gene Ontology annotation, cellular component: perinuclear region of cytoplasm. Bases 1 to 924 code for a protein of 307 amino acids. The record is from RefSeq and is a predicted model, not a curated record. The transcript has 4 exons.